Messenger RNA from Oppiella nova, 468 nucleotides. The record is from the annotation of a GenBank genome assembly. Lineage: Eukaryota; Metazoa; Arthropoda; Arachnida; Sarcoptiformes; Oppiidae.
AUGGUUACACAGAUUGAGAAGACGUUGAAAGAGAAGGAACGCAUGAAAUACAUAAACCCAGAGAAAGCUCUCGAAGAGAAGACUUUAGGCAACGAUUUGUUUAGUAAAGGUGAUUACCCGAAUGCCAUUAAACACUACUCCGAAGCCAUUUUACGCAAUCCGGACGACGCGAAGCUCUUCUCGAACCGCGCGGCCUGUUAUCAAAAGUUAGCUGAAUUUCAAUUGGCGCUCAGGGAUUGCGACAAAUGUAUUCAAUUAGAUCCCAAUUUCGUGAAAGGCUAUACGAGGAGAGGGUUGGCAUUGAUUGCGAUGAAGGAGUUCUCGAAAGCACAGGCGGCUUACGAAAAGGCUCUCGAAAUUGACAAAAAUAAUCAGGAAGCGAUCGAAGGCUUCAAGAAGUGUAUUCUGAGCUCCAGUUCCAAUCCGGACGAAGUGCGCAAACGAGCGAUGGCUGACCCAGAGGUGCAA